This is a messenger RNA of Macrobrachium nipponense, 2674 nucleotides long. RefSeq names its product protein bicaudal C homolog 1-like. The record is from RefSeq and is a predicted model, not a curated record. Gene Ontology annotation, molecular function: protein binding; RNA binding. The transcript has 19 exons. Lineage: Eukaryota; Metazoa; Arthropoda; Malacostraca; Decapoda; Palaemonidae. Gene Ontology annotation, cellular component: cytoplasm. The coding region runs from base 134 to 2674 and encodes 846 amino acids.
ACUGAGCCCCCUGCAGUACGCCACCUCCUUUGACGUUGGGUAGUAAGGGUCACUCUUCUUUUUUCUCUCCGGUGAUUUUUGUUUUGUUUUGUUCCUAAGUUUGCAACCUGAAACGAUUAGCUUGAAAAGAAUAAUGGGGCCACACCAUGACCUUCGAUCGGGAUCGACCUUGUCCGAGGAUAGCCACUCCGAGGGGACGCUUUCCCACGCCAACAGUUUGGAAAAGAUGACGCCCAUCGCUUCUGUCAACGAAGAUGGCCUGGCCGAGCAGAAGUUCCGGGUCGACAGGAGGAAACUGGAGGCUAUGAUCCUCGGCUGUCCAGCCGAUCCUAGAGAUGUAGAGUUUAUGAAACUGCCAAUUCGUAUGGAUGGCAGGGUACUUUCAGCCGAGGACUUUUUCCAGAGGAUAAUGGACAAAACCAAGACAGACAUAAAGUACCCUAAGUUUUUGAAAGUUGGAGCCAGGAAUAAGAAAGAUCCUCAUGUGCGGGUGGUUGGUGAACCAGAAGCAGUCCGCAUCGCAGGUGCAAUGGUCCGCCAGGAACUUGAACCUCUGAGUAAAGUCACCAUGAAGCUUGAUGUGUCAUGGGUACACCAUUCCUUCAUCAUUGGCAAAGGAGGAAUCACCAUUCAGCCAAUUGUGAAACGCACAGGUGUGAGCAUUCACUUUCCCGACGGCAACAAGAACAGCGAGGUUAGUAAGAGCAACCAGGUCUCGAUCAACAGCCGUGGCGAGGAUCUUUCAGGUCUUGAAGAGGCCAGGGCAAGUAUACGUGAGCUUACUCCCAUUGUGUUCACCUUCACUUUGUCUGCAAGAGCCCAGUUCAUCAACAUUAAGGAUCCAAGCAUACUUAUGCAACACGUGCAAGCAACUUACAAUGUACAGGCUGACCUCAGAGUGACAGAUGACAUCUCACCUGUGAUUGUGGGAUCAGUUAGGGGCAACAAUGAAUUUGAUGCAGCUCGUGUAAAGGAAGCUACACUUUGCAUUCUGCAGGCUUAUUGUGAUAAACUGGCAAAACAAAUGCCAGUGCAGAUGACCUUGGAGAUCUCUCCUCAGCAUCAUUCUUUUGUUCUGGGAAAGAAUAACGAAAUAUUGAAGCGCAUCAUGCAGCUUACUGCCACAAAAAUCACAUUCCCAGAUGCAAGUGAUUUGAGUACACCCCCUUUAAAGAGAUCUACUGUUUUAAUAAGCGGUUCUGUUGACAAUGUUUAUUUGGCUCGGCAAAAUAUACUGGGAUGUUUACCACUGGUCCUGAUGUUUGAACUUAUGCCAGACCAGGAUGUGGAUCCAAACGAACUAAGGCAAAUCAUGCAGACUUGGGAUGUAAACAUCUUUCUGAAGAAUAAGAAGCUGGAUGGACGGAGACUAGUGGUGAUUAAGGGUGCUGAGAAAAAUGCAGAUAACAUUUACGAAGCAUGGCGCCUAAUCUCUAAGGCUGAGAAGGAACCUCCUAAAGCACGUAUUCCUUCUUCCUAUAUCAUUCCUGAAGCAGAUCCUUUGUAUGGAAUUGGUAAUUUAAACAUUGGUCAGUGGCUGGGGAGCAGCAAAUCCCCCAGUCCUGUUCUGCCUCACUCUCAAGGACAAUCCAGCACUCACUGGGAAGGGGGAUUGCCUUCCGCUGGCAGCCAGGUUCCUUCGUUCCUUCCCAGGUCACCGUACUCUCCUUUAGUUCUUGACCCUGGAUCGACCUUGUACUCGAAUAACUACCUGUCGCUCUCGGGGAAUCUUGACGAUUAUAGCAAUGGUCUUCUGCCAAAGUCUUCAGGGAAUGGAUGCGCUUCAUCUGGACUGAACAUCAACUCAAUUAUUCCUUCUGGAAUUGUCACCAGCAUGAGGGACGCAUCUUGUGGAAACAGUAGUAACACUGGGAGCUCUGUUUCCUCUCCUAUUCAGUCUCCUAGAGACACCUCACCUGACCAGCUAAUGACAAGCCAAGGGUCGCUGCUGUUUGGCGAUUAUGAUUCCUCCUCGAAAAUGGGAAUGAAAGCUCUUUCGGUGAUGAUGACAGAUAUUGAACGCCGUGCCCCAGGCUGCGAAAAGAAGCGGAUGGAACUCGAGCAUCAAAAGUUGAAUCCGUUGUCAGAUUACAGUUCUAAAAAGCUUCAGGCUGCCAAGGCUAUGAAAGAACAAGUGAAUGCUGCUGGUCCACGUACUCCAACUUCAAAUUGGUCUGGGUAUGGCUUCAGUAAGAGUAUGCCAGAUUUCAUGAUCCGUCAAAGGAUGCAGGAGAAGUGGCUUCAGAGUAACUAUGCACAGAAAGAUGUCGAUAAAUGGGAUAGUUGGAAAGCACCAUCAGGAGAAUAUUCAGGAUUCUCAAACAGCCAAGGCCUCUCAGAUUUGUCCUACUCAUCCCACCUGUCUCAGAUCCCUGAAAAUGUAAGCACUGCUGAGGCAGAGUUAACCUUGCAAAGGCCACCUGUCAAUUUCUCAGCUAGUAACAUCAUGGACUGCAUCUUACCUCGCUCAAACAAGGUGAACACCUCAGGGCAAAUGGACAUCACAUCUAUAUUGACAGACAUACAACUGGAACAGUAUAUUGAUGUGUUCGCGUCCCAAGAUGUUGACCUAAACAUGUUCUUGACAUUGGAUAGUACAGAUCUCAAAGAACUGGGAAUUAAGAUAUUCGGACACCGGAAACGCAUCUUGAUGGUUAUAAAAGUAUAUCGUUAA